AUGCCCCGCCUCCGAGCCAAACACCUCCUCGCCCUCUCUCUCUACACGGUGCUCUCCGUGCUCCCCGCCGCUGGUGCGGGGUGCGCAGGCAUCAGCGGUAGCGCCUCCCCCAGCGACCCGUUCUGGAUGAACACCGCGGCCCUGACGAGCGCGAGCAAGAGCGCGUACAAGGCGGGCUACAAAGUCUUUCGCAACGUGAAGACGGACUACCACGCUGUGGGCGAUGGCGUCGCGGACGACACGGUGGCGAUUAACAAUGCGAUUAGUGACGGCGGUCGGUGUGGACAGGGCUGCGCGUCCUCUACACUUACUCCCGCAAUUAUCUUCUUCCCGCCUGGAAAAUACCGUGUCACCGCUCCUAUCAUCCCUUUCUACUACACCACUCUCGUCGGCGACUACAAUAACAAGCCCACCAUCAUCGCGGACGCGAACUUCGUUGGGAUCGCAGUUAUCGAUGCUGAUCCGUACAUCCCCGGCGCAGUUAACCCCGACGGCACCGGGGUUAAUUGGUGGACGAACCAGAACAACUUCUUCCGCUCGAUCCGCAACUUCGUCAUCGACGUGCGCGCCGUGUCGCCCAACGCGUAUGGCACGGGGAUACACUGGCAGGUCGGGCAGGCAACGUCGUUGAAUAAUAUCGACUUCAAGAUGUCUUCUGCUUCGGGGACGAAACAUCAGGGAAUAUUCAUGGAGAACGGCUCCGGAGGAUUCAUGUCCGACCUCACCUUCGACGGUGGCGCGUUCGGGAUGUGGAUCUCCAACCAACAAUUCACCAUCCGCAACGUGAAGAUCACGAAUGCGGUGUCGGCGGUGUACCAGCUCUGGAACUGGGGGUUCACGUGGCAGAACAUCCAGAUAUCCAAUUGCCAGGUCGGGUUCGACCUCGCCACGGGUGGGCUCACGCUCGAGACGCAGAGUGCGGGCGGCGUGCUGAUCAUCGACUCGAAGAUAUCGUCCACUGGGAUCGGCAUCCGCAUGACGAGCAGCCAACCCAGCAAACUCGGCGGCUCGGUUAUCCUCGACAACGUUGCCUUCUCGGCGAUCACAACGGCAAACAUCCAGGACGCGAGCGGUACCGUCGUCGCCGCCAACGCCGGCGUCGGCCUCGAGUGGUUCCAGGGAAAUGUCUACCUCGGAAACACCAAACGAUACCUCCGCGGAUCCUAUACGCCCGCCGGCUCGCGCCCACAGCUGCUCACGGACGGGUCGGGGACGUAUUUCUCACGCUCACGCCCGCAGUAUCAGUCGUAUUCCCCAGGCCAAUUCCGCACCCUAAUGACCAGUGGUGUUGGCGCGAAAGGCGAUGGUGUCACAGACGACACCGUCGCAAUUAAUAAUUUCAUCUCUCAGAACUCCGGUUGUGCGAUUCUAAUUAUCGAGACCGGAACAUACCUUGUCUCUGACACGAUCUUUGUACCAUCGGGCACACAGCUUGUCGGCGUGCUCUAUUCGGUCAUCAUGGGCACCGGGAGCAAGUUUGCGGACCAGAACAAUCCGCGGCCCGUCGUCCGCGUCGGCAACCCCGGGGACGUAGGUAUUGCCGAGCUUAGCGACUUUGUCAUCACGACGACGGGCGGGUCAGCCGGCGCGAUCGGCAUUCAGUGGAACCUGGCCGCGUCGUCGUCUGGAUCUGCGGGUCUGUGGGACGUGCAUGUCCGUCUCGGCGGCGCCAGGGGAACCAAUAUCAAUUCGGCCAACUGUCCGACCUCCUCCGUGAAUGCUGCCGCCUGUGCUUCCGCGUUCCUGGGUAUACAUAUCACAUCGUUCGGCUCAGGUUACUUUGAGAAUGUCUGGGUAUGGAACGCUGAUCACGAUCUCGACGAUCCGAACCAAACGCGGAUCAAUUCUUUCAGUGGCCGCGGCGUUCUCGUCGAAUCGGCCAGCGGGCCCGUGUGGCUCGUCGGAACUGCUUCUGAACACCAUGUUAUUUAUCAAUAUGCGUUCCAUAACGCGCAGAAUGUCUACGCUGGCUUGAUCCAGACGGAAACACCCUAUUUCCAGCCAACGCCUAUCCCGCCCACGCCGUUCUCGACGAAUGCGCUUUAUGGCGAUCCGUCUGAGGCGGUCGUUGAUGCUUGGGGUCUUGUCAUCACACGCUCCUUCAAUAUUUUCGUUUAUGGUGCUGGGUUGUACAGUUUCUUCCAGUCAAACCUGUGUUUGGUGGACCGCGAGUCAUCUGCGGUAUAUAUCUACCAGCUGACAACGACAGGGACGACGAACAUGAUCAGCUACCCCGGAAACGCGUCCAUCGCGCUCCAGGCGGAUAAUAUCGACGGUUAUGCAAGCACGCUCACUUUGUGGGAGGCUGAUGGCACCGGCUCCCCUGGGGGUGGAAAUGGUACAAAUGGAGGUGGAGGCUUCGGAAACUGGAACUUCGUACCGUGGAAUCCCAAUCCGAUUCCACCCACAAAUGCCGUGUCGGAGACAUUCUCCAUCGCAGGCGGCGCCACUACGGUCAUUCCUAUACCCACGCAGCCGACGAUUGUCAGUAUCGGAGGCCAGAUCAUCUUCCUCGAUCCCGGAGGGACUCCUGUGACCGCGAUGCUGCCCUCCACUGUAACAGAAGUCAACGGCGUGAAACCGACAUGGAGCUUCCAAAUCGUUCCGCCAGCGACUGGGUCUAUCACCUUCACGGCCCCCGUUUCUGGUGGCGCUCCCACCUUCACAACCGUUGUCACGCAGCCCACAAGCGGCGCGAUCCAGACGGUGACUGGGCCCGGCGGAGUGCGCUGGUCCUUGUCUCUCGCGCCGACUGGCCCCGUCGUUCUUGGCACGCUGCCCACGACCAUCGGCAUUUCCGGCGGGAUUACCCCAACCCCGAUCAUGCCCGUCGGCUGGCUCGGUCCGUGGACCGAUCCGGUCUUCCCUUUCACCGUCACGACCGGCCAGCCGCCGCAGUCGAAUACCAACAUUCCAUGGAACCCUAAUCCGUUCCCCUCGCCCGGCGCGAAGACCGAGACGUUUGUCUGCUCGGGAACGACGACUAGCUUCCCGAUACCGACGGCGACGAAGAUUAUUUCGGCUGGAGGGGCGACCAUUACGCUGAAUAGUGGCGGCACCCCGGUGGGCGGUCCUUUGGCUACACAGUGCUCGGAAGUGGGAGGCAUCUUCCCAACGUGGUCGCUGGACAUCAUCCCUCCCCCCGGCGCUUCCACCAUCACAUUCACAGGCCCCCUCACAUCCACGCCGACAUACUUCAGCAUCGUCCCUGUUCCGCCAAAAACCGACUCGCCGAAUCCGACCGUCACCGGGCCCCCGGGCGACCAUAAUCGGUGCAACCCCUUCAACUUCUGGACCCUCCUCUUCGGUGGCAUCAUUAACCAAUGCCUCCCCAUCGAUGUUGGCAUUAUCCACGGUAUUACACCGGUGCCCAUCCCACCUCCCGACUGGACAGGGCCGUGGACAAAUCCGAUCCCCCGCCCGACUCCUCCUCCUCCUGGCGGCGGCGGCGACGAAAACACGCAGUCCGUCAGUAGGCCUACCAGUAGCAUGAGUCGGUCAUCGUCUUCUUCGACCGCCUGCCCGACGCGUCCUGCGGACCUCACUUUGCCAGACGACCCGAAUAACGCAGACUGGGAUGGACAGGGCACUGACCCUGAUCGGAAACGGAAGCGAGAAAGCGUCCACCCUGAGGUUCCACAUAACGAGAAAUAUCUUACACGUGAAUCUCCAGCGGCUAGACUGGUAAGCUGGGCUCAGAGGGUGCUCGCUUCCGCAGCCAACCCGCUCCGUUUCAUGUCUGAGUGGCGGCGAGAGACUCUGCCACCUCCCCCUUCGGUCGCAGAUCGCCAUGUCUCUUUUGGUCCGCACCCUGCGCCAUUCCAUGGGGGGUCAGACCGGCAACUCAAUGGCACACUCCAUCAACUCGCUCGUCGAAACCGGCGCAUCAACAUUCCGCGUUGCCCAGCCGUGUCAUUCACAAAUCCUCAGAAUGUUCUUUUGGGGCCGGCCGACUACGUGGAACUGGACCCCGCAGGCGGAAUCACCGGCACCGUUUUGGUGGGCGUGCCAGUUGGCGGCAAGCCUGCUGGGGCAACCAAUCAGGAACAUGUUUUCGAACUAGGUUAUAUUGGACAGUGGGUCGGAUCUGUUCCGAUGCAAGCUGGAGACUGUACUUGGCGAGGUUCAAAACAAUCUGUUCAGCUAUCUACGAACGGACGGUACGACAAUGGCGCUCGCACUCGUCCAAGCUAUCGAUCAGACGCCAAAUAUGGUGUAGGCUAUCUCAACCUCGGUGUAUUCGUUCGUCUAAUUCCCUGCAGCUGGGUUGAUAAACCACUCAAUCAAGCUAAAUCGAAUGUCGUCAAUCUCAAUGCGAAUACCCCGCAGAAUCCGCCUAUGCGCGCAGUCAUGGAUAAUAUAUCGACAAUUUACCCGUCUUUUAAUGCAGCGGCGGAUUCAAUUUAUAAGAUAGAGUUCUUCUUGCGCAGCUUGGCUGCCGUUGGCCAAUAUUUCGGCGGCACAACCCAGAUAUUCCACGACACGGCGCUGCGCGUCCAAAAUCUGCUGUCUGAGAUCACGCCUACUCAGAAGCUAGCCGACGAUGCGAGCUUACCGCUCAUGUUCAACACCUGGCUGACAAAUCUGAUCAACACGUAUCCCGCCGGCUGCACGUCGCGCGGUCAGAACGCGUGGACAUAUUAUCGCAACUCGAUGAAUACGUUGGCGAAUCGAUUGGGCGUGCCUGUUCCGGCAUGCUUCCCGCUCUAUACGCUCAAUGUUUACAAUCCUUCCACUUUUAAUGCUCGCCUUCUUAUCCCCACAGCGCCGACGUCACCUCGCUGCAAUGUCCCUGGUACCGGCGGAGUCCUCACCUAUACUCAACAGACUCCACCCGGGACCCUGUCCCCCAUCGGGACCCUUCAAUACGGCACCAACAACAACCAGGUCCAGAUCAUGGGCUCCGGAAACACGAAUCGUUAUGCCGUCGGGUCCGGCGCCUCCCUUCGGGGCAACCACCUUCAAGGCCGCGCGCUCAACAGCGUCAGUGCGACAGACUGCCCGAAUUCGUUCCUCUUCGACGACGUCGCAGCAAACACAGCCGGCUAUGCUACGACCGAGCUAGACUUCGCCUGCAGGAACGGACUGGGGCCGCAGGACGUUGACGUUACCUUCGUUAUGGGCGGUCGCGGGCUUCCGGCGUGCAUCUUGGUGCGCAGGGAUGGAAACUCGCCCUGGAAGGUGCUCUGCAGCCCCACGGCGCAAGAGACGAACAAUUGCGCGGGCACAUUUGUGCUCCUUGGCGCACCGGGUCUGCGCAAGCGUGCCCUGGAUCCGUUGACGCUGGCGAUCAGUGCGCUGAGCUUCUCGGUAUUUGGUGGCCUGUAG
Mycena indigotica is the source of this 5328-nucleotide messenger RNA. Its product is annotated as Glucan 1,3-beta-glucosidase. The transcript has 42 exons. The record is from RefSeq and is a predicted model, not a curated record. Lineage: Eukaryota; Fungi; Basidiomycota; Agaricomycetes; Agaricales; Mycenaceae. The coding region runs from base 1 to 5328 and encodes 1775 amino acids.